Molecule: messenger RNA, 2062 nt
Organism: Xylaria bambusicola
Lineage: Eukaryota; Fungi; Ascomycota; Sordariomycetes; Xylariales; Xylariaceae
Product: Aldehyde/histidinol dehydrogenase
Exons: 3
Coding region: 122-1930 (602 amino acids)
Cellular component (GO): mitochondrial matrix
Molecular function (GO): L-glutamate gamma-semialdehyde dehydrogenase (NAD+) activity
Source: RefSeq, a predicted model, not a curated record
GCUAUCUCUGCCUUCCCCCCGCCGAACGGAAGAUCACCCUUCUCCAACUUGGCUUCCUUUCUUCGCAAUUAUUUAAUACAUUCCUUCUCAACCCAACAAUCAAUUGAUUGUAUUGGCCGAAAUGACAAUGUCGCGGAAGAGUGUCGGUCUCGCAAGAGCAUUACAGACGCCCGCUGUUAACGGACAAUUGGUGUCAAGGACCGGUCUGGCCCAAUCAUCACGACUUAGCCUACCGAGACAAUCCAGGUUAUUAAGCACAACCACCAGCAGGUCUUCAUCACAGCUUGCUGCUUUCAAGAUCCCCAAGAUUCUCAAUGAGCCCAACCACCACUAUGCAAAGAACUCGACGCAGAGGGAGGGUCUAUAUUCAGCACUUGACGCAUACAGGAGUAGGGGCGCUGUAGAAGUCCCCCUUGUUGUUGGGGGCAAAGAGAUCAAGACUUCACAGACAGCCACCCAGAAGAAUCCCUCGGAUCAUGCCACCACCGUUGCUUCCUACUCUCUGGCCUCGCCCUCCGAUGUCAGUAACGCAAUUGAUGCUGCCCUAGCCGCGAAGCCCGCCUGGGAAUCGCUACCCUUUGCCGACAGAGCCUCCGUGUUUCUAAAGGCAGCCGAUCUCGUUUCGACCAAAUACCGAUACGAGAUAAUGGCCGCCACUAUGGUCGGACAAGGCAAGAAUGCAUGGCAGGCCGAGAUUGACUCGGCCGCCGAAUUGGCCGACUUCCUCCGUUUCAACGUCCAAUAUGCCGAAGAAUUGUACGCUCAACAACCCACGCACCACUCCCCCGGCGUGUGGAACCGCGUCGAAUACAGACCCCUGGAAGGCUUCGUCUACGCCGUCAGCCCGUUCAACUUCACUGCUAUUGCUGGUAACCUCCCCGGCACCCCUGCUCUAUUGGGUAACGUGGUAGUAUGGAAACCGUCUGAUUCAGCCAUUGCUUCGAACUGGUUGCUCUACAACAUUCUGCUGGAGGCCGGACUACCGAAGAACGUCAUUCAGUUCGUCCCUGGUAACCCAGAGGAAGUUACCAAGGUCGUCCUGGCGCACAGGCAAUUCGCGGCGCUCCACUACACCGGAAGCACCGCCGUCUUCCGCAAGCUCUACGGGCAAAUCGGCCAGGGCACUGCGGAGGGCCGCUACCAAGGCUACCCGCGUAUCGUAGGCGAGACAGGUGGCAAGAACUUCCACUUGAUCCACCCCUCAGCCGACAUCGACAACGCCGUCAACCAGACCGUGCGCGGCGCAUUCGAGUACCAAGGUCAGAAAUGCAGCGCCACGAGCCGCCUCUACGUCCCCAAAUCAAUAUGGCCCGAGUUCAAAGAAAAGCUGGUCAAGCAAACCAGCGCUCUUAAGAUCGGCGCCCCCUGGGAUCCGCAGAACUUCAUCGGGCCCGUAAUCCACGAGCCAAGCUUCAAGAAACUAUCAGGCGUCAUCGACGCUGCCAAGAACGAUUCCGAACUCGAGCUUCUCGUGGGCGGCAAAUACGACGGGUCGAAGGGGUACUUUAUCCACCCCACCAUCUACGCCACCACGAACCCUGCGCACAAACUGCUCAGCACAGAGCUCUUCGGGCCGAUCCUAACGACGUACGUCUGGGACGACGCGGCCGGCGAGACAGCAUUCCUGGAGACAUGCAAGCUCGUGGACCGCACGACCGAAUACGGGCUCACGGGCGCCGUAUUCGCGACGGAUCGGUCCGCGAUCGCGACCGCGCAGGAAGCGCUGCGCAACGCCGCGGGCAAUUACUACAUCAAUUGCAAGAGCACGGGCGCCGUGGUCGGACAGCAGCCGUUCGGCGGCGCGCGCGCAAGCGGCACGAACGAUAAGGCGGGCAGCAUUGCGCUUCUGGGCCGCUUCGUGAGCAUGCGGAGUAUCAAGGAGGAGUUCCUGCCAACGGCCAAGGUCGAGUAUCCUAGCAAUGAGGUGUAAGGGGACUCUUAUUCCUAGGGAUUUAGGUGUGAGGUUAUGGUUGGUGAAAGGAUGAGUUUGGCGAGAGGAAGCUCGAGCAAGCUUCUUGACGGAGUGAACAUUUUUCGAGGGCGUUUUAUUGGAAAGGGAGAC